AUCAUUUAUAUCAGUUCAGCAGUUCUUGCCGCUAGAAGUCCUUUCUUCCUCAAGCUUUUCUCAAAUGGCAUGAAAGAAUCUGAUCAAACACAUACAACACUUCGAAUUGCUGAUUCAGAGGAAAAUGCAGUUAUGGAGCUUUUAAGCUUUAUGUACAGUGGAAAGUUGACAACGACUGAGCCUGCUCACCUGCUUGACAUCUUGAUGGCUGCCGAUAAAUUUGAGGUUGUUUCUUGCACGAGACUCUGCAGUCAGUUGCUCACAAGCUUGCCUAUGACCACAGAAUCUGCACUGCUCUACCUAGACUACCCAUGCUCCAUUUCAGUGGCUGCUGAAGUUCAAGCUUUGACAGAUGCGGCCAAGGAAUUCCUUGUCAACAAAUACAAGGAUUUGGAUAAGUUCCAAGAUGAGAUGAUGAGCAUCCCUCUUGUUGGUAUCGAGGCCAUCCUCACCAGUAGCGACCUACAGGUGAAAGAUGAAAGUUUCAUAUUUGACUUCUUGCUCGAGUGGGUUUGCUCGCAAUACCCAAAAUUGGAGGAUAGAUCUGAGAUAUUUUGUUCUCGUUUACUCCCUUUGGUGCGCUUCGAACAUAUGAGCUGGAUUGAACUGGGGAAGGUCCUUACGUUCAUCUACAAUAUUAUGGACCAUGAGCAAGCAGUAACCAAGCGUAUCAUCGAGGUACUUGCAUACAAACUUGACCCAUCAUGGCAACAAACCAGUCAUGCAGCUGAUUCAACAACUUGUUGGCAAUUGCCAGAGCGAGCUUACACGUACAACCCUGUGGAAGUGGUUUCGUUUGAUCGACCUCGCCCACAGGUUAUAGUUUACAUGGAUCUAAAGCGUGAUGAGUGCUCUCGACUCUUCCCAGCAGGAGAUAAAUACUCGGUCCCGUUCCAUCUUGUAGGGCUGCAGUUCUUUCUCACGGCAUGCUGUGAGCUGGACCAGCAGAGUAACUACAACAGCUUUGGUCUAUGGUUCGGGAUUGACGAAGUGCCAGACAAGCCCAUAUCUUUAACAAUAGAUCUUGAGUUUGCUGCUAGGGUAAAAUCGUCAGGACAAUUCGUGAGCAAGUUCGAAGGAAGUUAUGAUGUUACUGAUGAUUCUAUGCGUGGAUGCUACGAUCUUUUUGAUGUUCCAUGGUCGUCGUUCAUUGCUGAUGACAGCUUCUUCAUCGAUGGCGUGUUGCAUCUUAGAGCUGAUUUGACGGUUGUCAAGCAGCCUGCGGACUUGCAGACUUGAUGGUAUCUCACUCAGAGGACAUAAAGAUUUGACAUCUCACACAGCUGAGUUGCCGUCGACAGUGCUGCGUGAGUCGAUUCAGUGGGACCAUGUUGGUUGCCUGGGAAUGUUGUAGUUCUUUCUUGUAACUGUGGUCCCAUUUCAUUAUUCUUGUGUCUUCUGUAAAUUGUUUGGCGCCUGACCAGUGCAAAGAGUUGAUGUAGGAUUUUAGCCUGGAAGUUGAAAACCAGGGGCCGACACUCUUUGUCUCGAUAGACUGAGAUUUAUUAUCCAUUUA
Lolium rigidum is the source of this 1516-nucleotide messenger RNA. Its product is annotated as BTB/POZ domain-containing protein At2g46260-like. The transcript is spliced from 4 exons. Gene Ontology annotation, biological process: response to red light. The record is from RefSeq and is a predicted model, not a curated record. Bases 70 to 1239 code for a protein of 389 amino acids. Gene Ontology annotation, cellular component: nucleus. Lineage: Eukaryota; Viridiplantae; Streptophyta; Magnoliopsida; Poales; Poaceae.